AUGCCCAAGCGACGGAGCCAAACCGACCGGCUGACCGUCGAAUCCGAGCUGGCCGGUCUCGGUGGCUCUGGCGGCCUGGCUGCGCUGCGCCGAGUCCGAGUCCGUGGCGGCCCAGCUGCCGUUGGCUCGCGCCAAACCGGGGCCGGAGUGGCGCGACGCCCGGACGAGGUGGCUGGGCCUGGGCGGCUGUACGGUCAGCGAGAUCUGCGAGGCCACUCGGCCUCCAGCCUCCGCGAGCCAGACCAGACUGGAGAAAAGGAGGAGAAGGAGGCCUGGCAAGUUAUGCAGCCGAGGCGGAAAAAGUGGCCGCCAGACUAUCGCGGAUUGUCAGGCCAGACGAAAAUGAAAAUCACACUUGUCACACGAACAGCUGACAGGUUGGAGAAUAAAGUAGGCCGUUCGAUAGGAUGA
Protopolystoma xenopodis is the source of this 411-nucleotide messenger RNA. Lineage: Eukaryota; Metazoa; Platyhelminthes; Monogenea; Polystomatidea; Polystomatidae. The record is from the annotation of a GenBank genome assembly.